Molecule: messenger RNA, 849 nt
Organism: Malassezia restricta
Lineage: Eukaryota; Fungi; Basidiomycota; Malasseziomycetes; Malasseziales; Malasseziaceae
Exons: 2
Coding region: 1-849 (282 amino acids)
Source: RefSeq, a predicted model, not a curated record
AUGACGGGGCUGACGGCGCGGCAGCAGUCGCGGCUGGUCAUGUACCUGGAUGAUGCGCUGCUGCGUAUGGCGCGCGCGUUCCAGAAGCGGCACGAGCCUGAUGCGCCGCUGCACACGCUGCGUGCGUUCCUGGACGCGUGGUCGCCGCAUGUGCGCGUCGUUACGUCGACGCCGCAGGAUACAGCCGCUACGGCUGCGCUGCGCGAUACGUACCUCAUGCGCAUUAUGAGCGACAUGUCAGAGGGCGUCGUGGGCUAUGCCUGCAGCGCGGAUGACGCGCUUGACACCGAUACCCAGCUCAUGUAUGUGCUGUACUGGAUGGACGUGCUGGAUCAUCUGUGGGCUGCGCGACUGAGCGAGCGACACGUUGCGUUGGACGAGGUGCAGAAGUGCGCUGCGUCUGUGUUUCCCACGCCGGAGGAUGCGCCGCGGGUGCACCCUGUUGUCCAGGAGGUCGUGAUGGACGAUCGCGUGCUGGGCACGCCGGUCGACAUGCCGCGGUACUCGCCGACGGACUGCGUGCGUCUGCGUGAUGAGAUGACGCGGGCUCGUGAGCAGCUGUUUGGGUGGAUGCGUGAUCAGCUGCGUCUUCCGCGGCCGCCUACGAUCGAGGAGGAGCCGGCGUCGCUGUCGUCGAGUGACGACGACGACGAUGAGGCACCGGCGCGGGAGGCGGAGGAGGCGCCCGCGUCCGAGUCGGAGCAUUACGCGCGUCUGUUUGACAAGCGCCUGGAUCCGGAUGCUGAGCCGCCCGCGAAGCGCACACGCGUCGAGGAUCACGCCUUUUGGGACACACACUAUGCGUCGCUAUUUGCACGCUCGCUCAGGACGCUUCGGCCUACGCCAUAG